AUAUUUACGGACACUGAGAUGAAUGAGCAAUACCAGGAGGACGAUGACUUUAACCAACAAGAAGAGCUAGUAAGUGACCAAGAUAUGAUGGAUGAACAGAAUGAAUUCGAACAAGAUUUCGGAGAUGAAUUUACUGAGGGAGCGUAUUUUUCUGAAUCUAAUCAGUCAGAAGAUAUCCUUGAAGCUGCUUAUGCGGUUGACUCCAUGCAAAACAUUACAACUUUGAAAUUUAGUGAAAAUUUUGCGGAGGAAAUUGGCAAAUAUCACUUUUCUACUUUGCAACUUGCAUUUGAUUUUUAUCUGAAGUACUCAAAGUCGAAGGGCUUUAGUGCAAGGAAGAGCAAGACCUUCAAGAAUAGUAUUGGCAAGAUUUACAAACAAAAGUUUGUAUGUCAUAGGCAAGGAUUUAGGGAGGAGAAAUAUUACACGAUGGAAAAAAGGAAGAAGGAGCCUAGAUUGGAAACAAGAACUGGAUGUGAAGCUCGAAUGGAUGUUAAAUUUGUACCAGAAACUGGAAGGUGGCAUAUCUUUUAUUUCUCUGACAAACACAACCAUGAUCUAUUGGAUACACAAUUCAGUGCUAUGUUGCAUGCCCACAGAAAAAUGUCAGAGGAAGAUAUUAUGCAAAUGGUGAACAUGCUAAAGUCAGGGAUUAGCACUUCACAGAUAUUUGGUCUUCUAGCUAGUCAAGCAGGCGGGUAUGAAUUUGUUGGCUAUGGUCCCAGAGAUAUGUACAAUGUGAUUGAAGGAUCCACAAUUAUAUUUCAAGGCAUAUCAUGAUUCAAGAGGUUUGUUACGUAACUUGUUCUGGUCUGAUGGGAUUAGCCAACUAGACUACCGACUCUUUGGGGAUGUUAUUGCUUUUGAUGCUACGUACAAGAAGAACGAGUAUAAUUGUCCAUUAGUCAUAUUCAGCGGGGUUAACCACCACAACCAAACAAUUAUUUUUGCUACUGCGUUAGUUGUGGACGAAACUACUGAUACAUAUAUUUGGCUCCUGCGUCAGCUCAUGUUUGCAAUGAAUGGCAAGACCCCGACCUCAAUAAUAACUAAUGGGGCCAUGGCGAUUAGGAAUGCAGUGAGAGAUGUAUUUCCCGAAGUCAGACAUAGAUUAUGCGCUUGGCACCUUAUUCGAAAUGCAACUAGCAAUGUUGGAAAUCCAUCGUUUACAUCUAAAUUCAGAAAAAUCAUGUUGGGAGACUAUGAGAUUCCCGUGUUUAAGCGUAAGUGGGUUCAGCUUAUUGAAGAAUUUGGCCUUGAGGAUAAGCCGUGGGUGAUCAACAUGUACGAAGAGAAGCAUAUGUGGGCUACUGCAUAUAUAAGAGAAAAAUUCUUUGCUGGCUUUAGAACUACCUCAAGAUGUGAAGGUUUACACUCAGUUGUGGCAAGGUAUGUGGGGUCGCGGUAUGAUUUGACAAGUUUUGUAGAGCAUUUUCAAAGGUGUGUUGCACACUUGCGCUUUUAAAAAAUUUAAUGCUGAUUAUGAAUCUACACGUGGGGUGCCCGUCAUGCAGACUUGUAUAGAGCUGCUAGAGAGAUAUGCUGCUGAGUUAUACACUCAUGAGAUAUUUCUUUUCUUUCGGGCAUUUCUCUCUAUAGCUGGAUCAAUGCGGGUGCUAAACAUAGAGAAUAAUGAUGAUUGCAUAAAGUACAUUAUGUGUAAGCAUGGGAGGCCCGAUUUUAUGUAGACCGUUGAUUUUCGUCAAGAAGAAAUGAUCUUCAUGUGUACCUGUUUAAGAAUGGAGUCAUUUGGAAUUUCCUGCGAACAUAUUGUGAAAGUUCUGGUUGACAAAGACAUUUGUGAGAUUCCCCGGUCAUUGGUAUUGGAUAGAUGGACAAAAAAGAUUAAAUCAGCACUCAAUGAUCCAAGUCGGUUCACCAGGGAUGCUGUUGUUAUUAGUCGUCAAAGUGCCUUGAUGGAAUUUUCUAAACAAUUGGCUGCUGUUGCUGCUAAAGUACCAGAGAUAUAUGAAGAGACACAUGACCUAAUUAUGGGAUUGUACUCAUCUUACAAGGCUGCAGACGAAGGCACUAAUCAACCACAGUCAGGUGUAGCUAAAAGUAGCAAUCCGUAUGUGCAUCAAAGCGGUGUAGGCUCAGGACAACCAUCUAGGAAGAAGCGGCAACGUUGUAGUGUUUGUCAAAUGGAAGGACAUAAGAAGACAACAUGUCCUUGGCAAAAGGACAUUGACAACAACGUUAUUGAAGAUGAAGCUAAUGGUUCGGAUGAUGGCGACGUAUAUCCAGAACUGACGGCUGAGUUAGAUAGUGAUAAUUAGCCACCUCCAUAUACUUAAUAUUUUUGCGGAAUGAAUCAGUUCCAUAUUUGUAUUUAUUUAUUUUUUGCACUAUAUUAAUGAAAUUAUAUAUAUAUUCUUCCAAUAGUUGUGCGUAUGCUUUUUAGAUGAAAUAAUUGUCAACUAAAUAUCGGUUUGCGAAAAAGGGUAAAAAAAUCGGUCAAACCGGCAAUGUAAAUGAUCUGGUCUAACAUUUAAAACCGUCAAAUUGAAAACCGUUGAACCGGCCAGUUUGACCGGACCGUGCUAUCCGACCGGUUCUUAAAAAGGACGCCGGUUUGAUUAAAAACAACACCAAACGCGUAACGCGUCAACCCCCCUUCCCCUAACUCCCUCCCCCCUUCAUUCUUCAUUCAGAAUCAGAAUCAGAAAAGCAAAUCUUCAAAGUCUGUAUAUUAGGGUUCUACCGGUAACGUCCGUUGUUGUUGGUGCCUCCGCGACCUCUUCCUUCUUUCUGACUAAAAGUAAUUAAAAUACGAAAAAAAGUGUUAUCACUUAGACUUUUUUUUCACCAUGUCUCUCAUUGACUAGGGGUGCUCAAAACCGAUCCAGACCGAACAAAACCGACUAAUCGAACCGAAAAACCGAAAAUCGAAUAAACCGAAAACCAAAAAAACCGGAAAAAUUAUGUUUUACUGUUUUUUUACGGUUCGGUUCGGUUUUUGGUUUUGCCACUAAAAACCUGAACCGAACCGAACCGGUCAAAUAGAAAACCCAAAAAAACUAUUAGAAAGCUUGGUCGGAAAAUUGGACCGGACCGGUCGGUCGAACCGGUCUGAUCGUAAACCGGAAGCUUAGGCGGUUCGGUUUACUAGCAGAAACCGUUGUUCUAAAAACUGGAUACAAACCGUUGAACCGGCUAAAAAUCGCCCGGUCAAACCGGACCAGAACCCGGCCGGUUUACUAGAAACGACGCCAUUUCCUUUGUUGAAAGGAAAAAAAAGGGAUUGCAUGCGUUUGGAUCCCUUCUCCAACUCCUUCCUUACUCCUUACUCAUCAACAAAAUGCCCUAGCCUCCACCAAAGAAAUCAAACCCUAGCCUCCACCAAUCUUGUCGCAGUCUGUCGGAGUGAGAGACUACUGCUGCUGCCUCCGUCGGACUCAAGAACUUCCAUCUUCGUGCUAUCGGCGUUCGUUACUUCGCUCUCACCAUCCCCUGUUCACUCUCAUCAGUCACUUGUUCGCUCUCCAUCCCCUUUUCGCUCUCAUCAGUCGCCUGUUCGCCAUUGUCCAUUGUGCUCAAUCGCUCUCCGUCAUCCAUCGAAGGUCAAUGCUCAAUGCUUGUGCUUGUUCUUCAUGCUUGUUCUUCCAUGGUCAGUGAUCGUCAUUUUUUAAUACUCACUAUUGGUGUUUUUUUUUUCAUUGAUUGAUGAUUAUUGAUUAAGUGAUGUGUUGCUGUUUUGUUUUUUUACUUUGUGCUUGAGUUAAUUGGAUGCUCUGUCAGUGCUUAGUGCUUGUUCUUGGUUGAUUGGGUUUGCUCACUACUCUGGCUUGUUCUAGCCUAUUCUUGAUUAAUUAACUCUGUUACUGGCUUAUUGAUUGAUGCUAAAUUGGUACUGAUAAACUGUUACUGGCUUGUUCUUGGCUUU
Messenger RNA from Arachis ipaensis, 3886 nucleotides. The record is from RefSeq and is a predicted model, not a curated record. Lineage: Eukaryota; Viridiplantae; Streptophyta; Magnoliopsida; Fabales; Fabaceae.